AUGUCAAGAGAUUCUUCCGUCCAGAACACAAGAGCAUUAUUGCCUGAAACGACAAGCUUAGAAUUCCGAGACGAACCAGCUCUCUUAACAUCUUCCCAGAAUGACGAGUCGACAAAGUGCUUGGCUCAUUGUGAGCCAUCUUGUGAGAAGCUGGAUAUACCGGCAUAUUUAAGGGUAAGCAAUCAGAAACAAUGGUCAUAUUUUAUGGCAAUUCGCGAAACAAACUGCUCCUUAGGUUAUUUCAAUAGAUUUACAGAGUCUUUUAGGCUGCAAAAUACAACCCAGACUGCCGUAUGAAAAACAUCCAUAUCUUGUAGUUUUUUUUCGCUUGUAAAUUUUAAUUUUGGAGUAAAAAGAUGAAUGAUUCGAAGGACUGACCUUGCUUUUCUUGUCUAAAUAUAGUUGGAGGGAAGUUUUCACAAAUUUGAGGACACGCCAAUCAACUGCGUUUUGGGAUCGACAGUGGUGUUCAAGAAGACUCCCAGAUAUCGAUGCAAGUUCCUGGCGCUCUAUCAGUUCGACUGUUGUCGAGCCUGCAAUGCUGUCUCUGCUAAAUGCAUGAAAUCUGUUGGAAGUUAUAGCGGUGGUCCCGAGUUCUGCUAUCGUAACGCUUACAAGUGCAUGUGUAAAUGCUUGGAGAAGCAUACCCCUUUAGAGAAUUAUUACCCCUGA
Messenger RNA from Porites evermanni, 672 nucleotides. Lineage: Eukaryota; Metazoa; Cnidaria; Anthozoa; Scleractinia; Poritidae. The record is from the annotation of a GenBank genome assembly.